Molecule: messenger RNA, 3748 nt
Organism: Podarcis raffonei (Aeolian wall lizard)
Lineage: Eukaryota; Metazoa; Chordata; Lepidosauria; Squamata; Lacertidae
Gene: GNB3
Product: G protein subunit beta 3
Exons: 10
Coding region: 2272-3294 (340 amino acids)
Biological process (GO): G protein-coupled receptor signaling pathway
Cellular component (GO): heterotrimeric G-protein complex; cytoplasm
Molecular function (GO): signaling receptor complex adaptor activity; protein binding
Source: RefSeq, a predicted model, not a curated record
CACCCUUAGGCUCUGGGGCAACAGCAAAUGAAGCAGAGAUGAUGGGAGAUAAAAGACAAAACUAAGCAGAACAUGAGUUACCUAAACUAGGAUCGCUCAGUCAGCAGAGCAUGAGGCUCUUAAUCUCAGGGUUGUGGAUUUGAGCCCCAAAUUGGGCAAAAGAUUUCUGCAUUGCAGGGGGUUGGAUUACACGACCCCUUGCGGCCCCUUCCAACUCGACAGUUCCACAAUUCUAUGAGGCAGCCAUUUUUUGAUCUCCUGAAAUCUUUAGGUGCUUCAAGACGCUGUUUUGCCAUCAAAUACCACCAGCAAAUUCAGGCUACGCAGUUAAAGUGGAUUUGGUGCUCUUGUGCAACAAACCUAUUCCCUCACAAAAAAACAGACUUUGCGAUAAGGCAAAUGCCAGGAAAUUCUGCUGUAAAGUGUGAGAUAGCAAAUGUUUUCGUCAUGCAACCUCACUGAAAACAGAUCGGAGCGUAAAAGCAUCAAACGUCAUAAUACCACCCUGCAAACUUUGUGCAAUCAAAUCAGGAAGGAUGGUCAAUAAACAGGUCAUCUGGAAGCAACCUUUGUCUGAAAGCAGCAAAACCCUACUGGAUUGGAUCCAGACUAUAGCACUGGGGCGGGGGGAGGCUUAACCCUUGCCAUUCCAGGAUUGAGGGCUAAGCAUGGUGCUAUACAAACAGCCCUGGAUGAACAUAGAGUAGAUCUGUUUCAUACGUUGUCUGUGGCUCCUGACUGCCUGGCCACUUGAUGGGAGCUAAUCCAGUCCCAUUGAGCUUGGGAAGAUAUGGGAUGGCCAAGCAGGUACUUUUGUGUGUGUUACACAUUUGCUUCAAUGCGAUUCUGAUAAAAACCGAUAGGUGGUUUGCUCCCACCUGUUGCUGCUACUGCUGCUGCUGAGUAGAAGCUAAGAUGCCUCAACUCGAAAGUUUCGCCUCACUCGCAAAACUCAUUAGGUAGCCACAGGCAAAUAGCAAUCUCAGCCUUAGCUACUCAUCUGCAUUAUGAGGAUAAUGUUGUGCUUCCACACGGGGCUGCCCAAAGGAUUACUGAAGCACCAAGAAUGCUUGAAAUGAACAAUAUAAAUGCUAAGUGUUAUUACUAUUAUCCUACUCUAAAGGGAACCGGGGAGAAGAGAGAACUAAAUGCAUUUCCCCCUUUCCAUUCUCUCUGCAACAUCUGCUUCCCUAUCCAAUUGCCCUUUUCUCCUGUACACCCAGAGCUCAUUUCAAAUCCAGUUGUCAUAGAUGAUGCUCAUUUUGCGGGAGGAAGAGGGCGCAUUACUAGCCCGUCGGGGGGCUAGUCGGCCUCAGAUCCAUGUGAGGUCCCUGGCCCUCUCAGCAUGGUGGGCUAUCUCUGGCCCAGAAGUGGCCCAGCUGAUUAGAUUGAUGGCUUCCUGACGUCAGAAUGCGAUCCGUUAAAAGGUAUUUAUCUCAGGCUUGGGCCAAAGCUGCAGGAGAGAUUAAAAGAGAUUGAGGCCAAGAUAAUCCUUCUACAGCAGCAACCCAGAGCACAGCUGCCAAAAGGCCUUCGACCAAAUGCAUUUGCCAGUUCACCGCACACCUUUUUUUGUAGAAUACAGUUGCCUCAAUUAUUGCCCUAAGGUGUGUGUCCCCAUUGCUGCCCUUUUCCAGCCUAAGGUGGGGUUCGCCAAAAUACAAGAGGACAGUGGGUUUCGCCAGAAUACAACCUGCCUGCCUCUGGAUACCCCUCCAGACCCAUUCUCCAUAAAAUGGAAAAAAUAAAAAUGGAUGUAUAUUUUCUCCCUGGGAUCGUUUCUGUUAUCUUAAUGCAAAACACAAAUGAAUCACACCAACAUUCUCUGGAUGUGCUUCCCCCCUCCUCUUUCGAGAAAGCACAUAACUCUCCCUCUCUCUCCCCUCCCAACCUGCUUGCUUUGCAUUAAGUCCCAAUCCGAUUUCCCCAACUCUCUGGUGUCUGAUUUAAUUUGCCUGAUGCUGCUCCUGGAAUUGGCCCUCCCCCAAACCCCCACCCUUCCCUCCACAGUAUCCCAGCUCCCCACAGGGAGAUCUGUCCUGGGAGAGGAUGAGACGUUGAGAGCCAGCGAGAGAUACCAAGCGUGUGGACUGCCGCUGGUGCUGGAACACAAACCGCUGAAGUGAACUAGCAGUGGGAGCAGGUACCUCGUGGCCUGAAGGAGCCAGACCCCCCACCCAGGGAGCCAGGGGGUCCCGUGCAGGAGGGGUCAGCCCAUAGAGAACGGACCCAGGUGACCCCGAGUGGGAGGCCCAAAGCUAGCCUGUCAAGAUGGGUGAAAUAGAGCAGAUGAAGCAAGAAGCUGAGCAGCUGAAGAAGCAGAUUGAGGAUGCCCGAAAAGCUUGUGCGGAUACUACGCUUGCACAGCUUGUGUCCGGGCUGGAAGUGGUUGGGCGCAUUCAGAUGCGUACACGGAGGACUCUGCGUGGACACCUGGCUAAGAUCUAUGCUUGCCACUGGUCGACAGAUUCCAAGCUCAUGGUCAGUGCCUCACAAGACGGGAAACUUAUUGUCUGGGACACGUACACAACCAACAAGGUUCAUGCCAUCCCUCUACGCUCCUCCUGGGUCAUGACCUGUGCCUACGCCCCAUCAGGGAAUUUUGUGGCCUGCGGAGGUCUCGACAACAUGUGCUCCAUCUACAACCUCAAGAGCCGCGAAGGGAAUGUGAAAGUGAGCCGGGAGCUCUCAGCCCAUACAGGUUAUCUCUCCUGCUGUCGAUUCCUAGAUGACAACAACAUUGUGACCAGCUCUGGGGACACCACAUGUAUGCUCUGGGACAUUGAAACCGGACAACCGAAGACAACGUUCGUCGGCCACACUGGAGACUGCAUGAGCCUGGCCGUCUCCCCAGACUUCAAUCUUUUCAUCUCUGGAGCCUGUGAUGCCUCGGCCAAGCUGUGGGAUGUUCGGGAGGGCAGCUGCCGCCAGACUUUCAUAGGGCACGAGUCGGAUAUCAACGCCAUCUCUUUCUUCCCCAAUGGUGAGGCCAUUUGCACUGGUUCCGAUGAUGCCACCUGUCGCCUCUAUGACCUCCGGGCAGACCAGGAGCUCAUUGUCUACUCACACGAGACCAUCAUCUGCGGAAUUACCUCAAUCGCGUUCUCCCGCAGUGGACGGCUCCUGCUGGCUGGAUACGAUGAUUUUAACUGCAAUAUCUGGGACUCCCUAAAAGCAGAGCGUGUGGGAAUCCUGUCUGGACAUGACAACCGGGUGAGCUGUUUGGGCGUAACCGCAGACGGCAUGGCUGUGUCUACCGGCUCCUGGGACAGCUUCCUGAAAAUCUGGAACUGACGAGGAAAUGGGAGAAGGGAGACCUCCCCAGGCAUCAUUUAUUGCGUACUACUGGUUGCUUGUUCUAUGCAGACUUACUGAUCCAUAAGACACUUCCCUACUUAAAGGAGGUGGUCAGGGAAAGGGUCCACAGGCCAGUUUUCCCAACGCUUUUUCUUGCCCUCCCCCCCCACAACCCGAGCUCAGGGAUCCCCUCUUAGUGUGGCUGCUUCAGGGACACACAUCAGCGAGAGGCAGGCCACCUAUUCACUCUGCCAGCUUCCUUUACUUGAAGCUGCAGAAAACCCCUAGGCUCCCAUCAGGUUCCUGACCCUCCUCAAUCAGAAGAAGUCUCAUGCAUUCCCCAGUACCUUCAGUUUUUAAGAUUUCUUUUCCAUUUUUAUCCCAUUAGUUCACCCACAGACAUACCUCCACCUGUUUUGCCCUUUGUUAACCGAUCGCAUGCAUUUCUGUG